AAUGAUAAAUAAAAUGUCUACGACGUAAAUACAUUUUUCGAAAAAUAAUAAUGAUAUAACGAUAUUGUAAUUUCUUUUUAAAUAUUCACCUUUACGAGUAGCGUCUAAUAAAAUAUUUAUACUAAUGUUUAUAUUGUUAUCUUGAAGUAUCUAGAAUCCGUUUGAUCCUCCGAUAAGUAUUAAAGUUCAAUAGAUAGCAAUAGAAACUGAGUCCCUCUGGCAAAGAAAGAAGAAACUAAAGAUACACGCCUAAAAGUAGGCAAUAAUGUUUCAAAUAGACAUCUGUAGAUUUAUACCAACCGAGUAUACUGCGUGAAUGUGUGUGUGGAUUAGAUGGUAAAGCUGUCAAUGAUAACGUUUAAACAUAUGUGAUCGUAAACUGAACGAUUAUAAAUGUUAAAUAAAUGUAUUAUUUCUAAUAAAUGCUUCAUGCAAGUUUUAAUAUGAAAGAUUGGGAAGAGAUGUAAUUAAACUCAGCGCGGAUAUUAAAAGUAUUCUUUUGUAAACAUUUUCUUCGUUUGAAUUUGCCAAAGGCAACUGUCAAAAUGACAAUUCGGACGAAGCAAACAUGGCUGUCGAAAUCGAUAGAGGAGUUUCGACGUAGUGUUUGAUAUCAAACCUUUUUUCAAUGAUAUUAUUAAUGGCGAAUUAUAAAAUAUAUUGGUUUUUAUCUAAAUCGUCGAUUCUUUUCCGAUAUUCGUCAUGUUCUACGACAACAUUUUAAUGAAAUACGAGAGACUCGUAACAUCGAACCAAGUGGCAGGUGAAAGUGCUUCGAAUAAUUAUCAUCCGUGAAGAGGGAGAAGGAUGAAUCAUGAUUGUCUAACGUGAAAUUAUUUCUGUUACGAAUUAUCAUAAAAUAGUCAUGAGUUUUUAUCCAAGUUCCUAAAAUAAUAUAUACGUAAGGAAAUUUUAUUCAAAUUUCUUUUGAGACUGAUAAUAGUUUUCUUGUUUCUCUACAAGUUUUUUUUAUAUUAAUAUAAAUAUUAAUUUCUCUGUUAUUAUACGAUAAAGUGCCUUCUUUACAAAUUAUUUGGAAGCUUUUUUAUUCUUCAAAUUUCAAUUUAAAAAACUCACGAAUACAGGAAAAGAGAGAGAGAGAGAGAGAGAGAAGGAGAGAAAGAGAGAGAGUGAUUCCGAUAAUUGGAAUCUUAAUAUGGACUUUUUCCAAACCGUUUUUAUAGCUACAAUAACGUUUGUGUGUGGUAUAAUAUGUACGCUUAUAUUAGAGUUUUACUUCUUCAAGAAAUAUCUGGAAACAGGACCUUUAGCGAAACCACCAGAGAAAGCAAUGAAACAUGGACAAGCUCAGCUACCUCAGGAAUUACUUGAUAAGAUACAAGAUGAAAAAACAAAUCUUAAUAGCAAUAUCGUUCGACAAAGUAUUUAUCAAGGAAAUGAAAAUUUAGCAAUAAAUCUUACUUUGCAAUUUCUUUUCAAUGAAUUACGAAAUGCGGAACGCGUUCGUCUUUGGCUCUAUAGAAAAUUAAACAAUGAAUUCAAAGAACUUUUAACGCAAUCAACUACCGGGAAAUUACUUGAUAGCGUAAAGUUAAGAGAUUUGAAUCUGGGUACAGAAUUUCCAACAAUAAAAAGCUUGGAAGUAGCUGAUUCUAAGAUAGACGCGGAUACUGGAUUAUUAGAAUCAUUGGAUUUAUCCCUUGAUUUAUGUUACUCAGGAAAUUUUCAAAUGUCGAUAGAUGUUAAAAUGUUGUUAGGAAAAACAGCAUAUAUGGCUUUACAAGUAAAACGUGUUACUGGUCGAGCAAGAUUGCAAUUCACACGUGUACCAUAUACACAUUGGUCUUUAAGUUUUUAUUCGGAUCCUAUCUUGGAAUUGGAGGUGCAAUCUCAAUUCCAAGGUCGCCAAUUGCAACCACAAAUAAUAUCAUUAAUUACUGGACAAAUAAGAAGAGCUGUACGUCGAAAACAUACGUUACCAAGAUACAAAAUGCGUUAUAAGCCAUUCUUCCGCAGAUUAAACGAUGAAGUUAUGGACCUAUCAGAAGUUGCUGGUAUGCAAAUCAAUCCAGGGUGUUUGGAAGUUACAUUAUUAGAAGUUAGUCGUUUAAAUGUUGGACCUAACAUGCUUAAUGCGGAAGAUAUUUCUCAAAUAGAAGUACAUUGCACGAUGAGCAUAGACUCAACACCUUGGAUACAUUUAACGCAAUAUAAUGGAGUACCAUACAUGAUAUUAGAUUUAAUUAUUAGCAAAACUAGUUCGCAGCAACUUGGCGUAGUAUUCAAACAAGAACUUGUUUCUGAAAUCGGCCAAGUAUGUGUACUUGUUGAAACUAUAGUAUCUGGAAGUCCAGCAGCUAUAGCCGAAAUGAGAAAAGGAGAUAUUUUAAUAGCCGUCGAUGGUAAAAAGGUCACUAAUAUGAAUCAAGUUGCAAAACUCGUUAAAAGUGCUGUACAGAGGCGUUUCAUUAUUAGAGUCGAAAGAAAAUAUGUCAAAGUAGACUCGGAUAAACAAAGUUCUAUAAAAUCUGACAGUGAAAUAAAGUCUGGUAUAGAAAAAAUCUUUGACAGAAAAACUAGUAGAAGUGAUUUGAUAGGAAUCAAAGGAGAUAGUACGGAUGAUUUCAGUAAAAUGAAAUUGGAAAGUUCAAUGAAAUUCUUAGACCCAAAAGAUACGGAUAGUGAGAAUGUAGACAAAUCUGAAUUUUCUAGUAGAUUGUUUAGAAGAAGAAGGAGUAGUAGUACGCAUAUUCUAGAAGAAGCAACUCAAAUGCCUGAAACACCAUUAAGAAGAAUUUCAACGGCUUCCAGUCAAUCCACAACGUCCAGCAACAUUCAAUUUUGUUCUAUCGACGAUAGUUAUGUUACCAAUACAUCUGAUUUGUAUUACACUACGAAAGAUAAGGGAUAUGCUUCUUUAAUUACUUUCGAGGAAACUAGAAAUUUUCAGAUAGAUUCCGAACAGCAUUAUUUAAAUGUAGGGGUAUGGGGUCGCGUUAAAUGUAACGAAUAUACUCCUAAAUUAUUAGGAUACAUUAAUGCUCCUAUAAAAUUAAUUGUAGCGCAAUGUGCUAAGUCGUCGACAGGUCAUUAUCUUAAAUGUCAUGCUUUAUUGCCACCAGAAAGUGCUUCUUUAGCAACAUCCAAUACUAAAUUACAAGGGUACUCUGGUUUUGAUCCUACUCUUUGUUUCGGAGACAUUUUAAUGUCCUAUAAUUGGGAAAGCAGUGUGCCAAAUCGCCAUAUCACAAACGAAUCUAUAAAAAAGGAAAAUGUAGAAGCUAUUAGAGCCCAACCGAUUCAGAAUGAAGAAGCAGCUGAAAAAAAAGUGCAUGACUUUAUUAGGACACACUUCCACAGAGCGACUCACUGCGAUUUUUGCACGAAAAAGAUUUGGUUAAAAGAUGCGAUACAGUGCAGGGACUGCGGUAUGGUAUGUCAUAAAAAAUGUGAAAUUCGUUGUCAAGCAUCAGGGAUAUGUGGUUCGGAAACUUUAGCAACGCUGGCAUUAGAAGCAGAUGAAAUAGAACCUAGUGCUAUUAUCGGCGAGUCAAGUCCGGAGAUAUCUCUUACUGGUUGUGAAGAUAAUGUUCAGGGUGCAAGUAUGAUGGCCAUGAAGGCUAGUAUAGCUAACACACUCUUGGGCCUCAAGAAGGCUGGAAGUACCAGUUGUCUGGCUCCACCAACUUCCGGUAUUGGUCUGGCAUCUAGAAGUCUUCCCCCAAGUCCCUGUGCAUCCCGCAAGAGUUCAUUGGUUGGAGGUUUGGGUAUAAGUCCUGAACUUUUGGAAGGUGCUGAACCAAGCGUGGCAGCUCCUCUUGUCGCAGGAGAUUUGGACGAUGGUCUUAUGUCUAGAGCCAAAGAUACUGGAAAAUUCUUAUAUAAGUAUUUGGAACCAUCGGAACGUGUUGAGAAGAUCAAUGAUAUGAUAGGGAAACUAAAAACUGCCCUAGAUGCUGAAACUACCUCAAGAUUAGAAUUAUCGCAAAGCGGAGAGAACGAUAGUAUAAAAUUAAUUGCACAGAGCGAUUUAAGAGUACAGGCGUUGAGUGUCUUACUUCUUCAUUAUUGUGCUGGCUUGCAACACGCGCAAGAGGCAUUAGAGAAAGCAAAAAAUGAAAAUUGAAUUCUGAACUGUAAAGAUCAUAAAACGAAAAGAGAGAAAUUUUCAAAUAUUUCCAGAUUCUCGAAUAUUCUACAUUAGUCAAUUUGUGAAUUUAUAAAAUAUUCUAAUAUAGAAACUUUUAUUUAAAAAUCGAGAUAUUAUUUAAUAGCUUGAUUAAAAAUUACUACACGCGUUCACGCGUAAACAUAUUAUUCCUAUAUAUAUAUAUAUAUUACUCUCUGAUUGUGAAGUUUUAACAAAUAAUACUCAAAAGUAUAUAGUUGUGAUAAGAUUGGAAUCUCCUAGUAAACACCAAAUGUUAAGACUUAUAUUUAUAGUAAAUUGUAUAUUUGUAGAAAAUCGAGUACAAGAUACAUCAACUGUUUCGUUACGCGCGCGUGCGCACGCGUAUGUGUGUGAUGUGUGAUUUAUCAAUGAAAUACAACGUGUUUUACCAAUGCAAUGAAAAAUUGCUUAAAGGUUACUUACGAAAUGUAAUGAAACGUGCAUCGAUGUAUUUUCUAAUAUCUCUCCAUGUAUUUUUCAGAAUUUUUUCAUAUUUCUUUAAAUAUUUGUGAUAUAAACUAUAAAUAUUCUAUUCCGCAAUCAAAAUGUAUUGUAUCGCAUUAACUUUGGCCUAACAACAUAUUAUUCGUAUAAUGCAACGAAGAACUAUAUAUGAAUCCUGACUGAUUUUAGAAUAAUCUCAAUAGUAUAUUUAGUAAUAUAUAAAACAUAAUAUCAAUAGAAAUUCAUCCAUCCACUUAUAUAUAUACAUAUGCUUU
Vespula pensylvanica (western yellowjacket) is the source of this 4851-nucleotide messenger RNA. RefSeq names its product PDZ domain-containing protein 8 (gene Pdzd8). Gene Ontology annotation, biological process: mitochondrial calcium ion homeostasis. Gene Ontology annotation, cellular component: mitochondria-associated endoplasmic reticulum membrane contact site. The transcript is spliced from 9 exons. The coding region runs from base 1157 to 4087 and encodes 976 amino acids. The record is from RefSeq and is a predicted model, not a curated record. Gene Ontology annotation, molecular function: protein binding; lipid binding. NCBI's taxonomy places the organism in Eukaryota, Metazoa, Arthropoda, Insecta, Hymenoptera, Vespidae.